Molecule: messenger RNA, 1958 nt
Organism: Ruditapes philippinarum (Manila clam)
Lineage: Eukaryota; Metazoa; Mollusca; Bivalvia; Venerida; Veneridae
Product: katanin p60 ATPase-containing subunit A-like 2
Exons: 6
Coding region: 1124-1594 (156 amino acids)
Molecular function (GO): protein binding
Source: RefSeq, a predicted model, not a curated record
AUUCUGUGAUAAAAGGAAGUAACAGUUUCCACGUAGGUGAGCGAUAAAAUGUCCAACAUUGCUCUCUUGUUUUCUUGUAUUUAUCAAAAGUUUAAAGAAUAUUAAGGUUAAUGAAAUGGCAGUCAAUUUGGAAUUUUUCACUUCAUAAUUGGGGGCACAUUUGGGACUUUGGGCGGACUAAGAAUUUGGGUGGGGGUGUGCAUAGUGGUUUUUAGGAUUAUUUAAAUUGUGAGAGGUAGCUUCUACUUACACAAUGUCCUGUAUAUUAUAUAGAAUCCUCAUCAAAUCCGUACUGGGUGUUCUUCUGAAUUUAGAUAUUGUAAUUGUUUUAGGUUUUAAUGUUUUAAUAGUUGCUAUAGAAAUCAUAUGGUAGAUUAGAGAAUACCUGUUAACUAAAAGAUUUAACACCAGGAAAAGCAUGUUUGACGUUAAGUUUUUUUUUUCAUUAUUAUAGAUUAUAGUGUUUUCAAGUUUGUUUUAGCUACGCGCGUCUAAACUGUAAGCAAAACUAUAAAACUCUUGAAAUAUAUAAACAUAGCUGUCAAUGUUUUUUUUUAUUUUUGUGUGCUUAAAAGAUAUCUUAUGUAUAUAAGCAUGAGUUUUUUUAUUGUGGGCUUUUUAUUGGGAUUAAUCUUUGAAGGGCUUUCUGACUUUUUCUUUUAAUUUUCUAUUCAAACAAUUUUUCGGGUAAACUGUCAUUUAAUAUUCCCAGUGUUUAUUCAGUUAAAUUAAGUACUGUAUCAAACUUUCUAUUUCAAUUUGUGUCGUAAAAUCAAUUAUGGUAUAGAACGUUACAAGUACUUGAUAUCUUUUAAGCUUGAAAUGUUGGCGAUUUACUGUCAUUUACACAUGGUUUUAUUUAUUGCAAAGGAUUAUAUUGCAGAAAUAAUUAAAGUAAUAUUAAUUUAAGUAGCUGCGAAAAAAAAAAAAAAUUGAAACAUUUGCAUGUACUGCUAAGUGGACAUAUUUAUGUAUCACAGUUUGACCUGUGUAACUGUUAUUUACUUUAAGAUGAAACAAGAUGACCUAACACUUUAAUCAAGUUAUUGUAAUAAACAGGAAAAUAGGCUGGAAUAUAAAAAUGAAAACUUAAAUAUAAAAUACCAUACGUUAUUAAAGUGAUAUGUUUGGAACAAUGUUGGAGCGCAUGCGAAGUAAUCAUGACUUUAAGGAUGAGUUGAAGACAGAGACAAGAAAAAAGAAUAUUUUGAUCCUUGUUUUAAACUAUUUAAAUGAAGAAGGUUAUUUGGAUUCAGGCCAGGCGUUGGCAAGGGAGACAAAUAUUGAUGUCUCAAAGUUUGAGGUCUGCGAUAACAUAGACUUGGAUACCAUAGUGAUGGAAUAUGAAUCAUAUUAUUAUGUCAAGUUCGCAAAAUACCCCAAAAUUUGCAAAAAACUUACACAGAGUGUAAAUCCCUAUGAUGGAGAUAGACGGACAAAAAUGAACAGAGCAAAUAGCAUGAGACAUUCGGCGUCAAGCAGCGCUAUACUGUUACACAGGUUAGCCACGUCGUGUCACGUAUGUCGUGACUUCUGCUUGUUGUCAAAUAGGGCUAGGGGUGCACAUCAAUAUUUAUUUAUGUUUUUUUACUGACCUGCUUGAAGCUAAUUUGGAUGAAGUUAAUUCUUUUGCUUAUGAAUUCAAAACUCAGUGAUUAAAUACAUUGUCCAUUCUAUUAAUAAUAUGCUAAAUUCAUAUGAUUCACUAACGACAGUCUUAGAAAUUCGAAUUCUCCAAUGUACAAUUAUGUUUUCAAUGUAACUAAGGAAAAUGUUGUAUAUAAAGUUUGUUAGCAUGCACAGAAUGAUGGUCAUCUGGCUCAGAUAGACAACACAUUAUUGCUGCUGCCAAUCUAUGAAAAUUGAUAAAAGUCUUCUUAGUUUACUUUUUGUCAAUAAGGCUGUCUUUCUUAAGUUUUUGUUCAAUUUUAUGGUAAAAAAACAACACCAAUGAUAAC